AUGGUCCCAGAGGCCUGGAGGAACGGACUGGUAAGCACCGGGAGAGUGGUGGGAGUUUUACUUCUGCUUGGUGUCUUGCACAAGGCGUCUGCGGUCAUUCGCUAUGAAAUCUUGGAGGAGAGAGAGAAGGGUUUCACAGUGGGCAACGUGGUCGCGGACCUGGGCUUGGAUCUCGGCAGCUUGUCAGCCCGCAGGCUCCGAGUGGUGUCCCGAGCUAGCAGAAAAUUCUUUGAGGUGAACUGGGAGACCGGAGAGAUGUUUGUGAAUGACCGCCUGGAUCGAGAGGAGCUGUGUGGGACACUGCCCUCCUGCACUGUAACUCUGGAGUUGAUAGUGGAGAGACCACUGGAGUUGUUCAGAGCGGAAGUGGUGAUCCAGGACAUCAACGACAACAAUCCCUCUUUCCCUACCCGGGAAAUGAAAUUGGAGAUUAGCGAGGCCGUGGCGCCGGGGACGCGCUUUCCACUCGAGAGCGCGCACGAUCCCGACGUGGGAAGCAACUCUUUACAAACCUACGAGCUGAGCCGAAACGAGUACUUUGCGCUGCGUGUGGAGACACGCGAGGACAACACAAAAUACGCAGAGCUGGUGCUGGAGCGAGCCCUGGACUGGGAGCGAGAACCAAGUAUUCAGUUGUUGCUGACGGCUUUGGACGGAGGGACCCCGCCUCGCUCCUCCAGCCUUCCCAUUCGCAUCACUGUGCUGGACGCAAAUGACAAUGCUCCCGCCUUCAACCAGUCCUUGUACCGGGCGCGAGUUCCGGAGGAUGCACCCCCUGGCACUCGCGUGGUGCAGGUCCGUGCAACGGAUCUGGAUGAAGGCCCCAAUGGUGAGGUUAUUUACUCUUUCGGCAGCCACAACCGUGCCGGCGUGCAGCAACUAUUCGCCUUAGACGUUGUAACCGGCAUGCUGACAGUCAAGGGCCAACUGGACUUUGAAGACACGAAACUCCACGAGAUUUACAUCCAGGCCAAAGACAAAGGCCCCAAUCCCGAAGGAGCACAUUGCAAAGUGUUGGUAGAGGUUGUGGACGUGAAUGACAAUGCCCCAGAGAUCACAGUCACCUCUGUGUACAGUCCAGUCCCCGAGGAUGCCCCUCUAGGGACUGUUAUCGCUUUGCUCAGUGUUACCGAUCUGGAUGCUGGGGAGAACGGGCUGGUGACUUGCGAGGUUCCACCAGGUCUCCCCUUUAGCCUUACUUCUUCACUUCAGAAUUACUUCACUUUGAAAACCAGCGCAGCCAUGGAUCGGGAGACCAUGCCAGAAUACAACCUUAGUAUCAUUGCUCGAGAUGCGGGAGCCCCUUCCCUCUCAGCCCUUACGACAGUGCGGGUCCAAGUGUCAGACAUCAACGACAACCCUCCACAAUCUUCCCAAUCUUCCUACGACGUUUACGUUGAGGAAAAUAACCUCCCCGGAGUUCCCAUACUAAACCUAAGUGUCUGGGACCCCGACGCCCCACAGAAUGCUCGCCUUUCCUUCUUUCUCCUGGAGCAAGGAGCUGAAACCGGACUAGUGGGCCGCUAUUUCACGAUAAAUCGUGACAGUGGCGUCGUGUCAUCCUUGGUGCCCCUGGACUAUGAGGAUCGACGGGAGUUCGAAUUAAUAGCUCAUAUCAGUGAUGGCGGCGCCCCAAUCCUGACCACCAACAUCAGCGUGAACAUAUUUGUCACUGAUUGCAAUGACAAUGCCCCUCAAGUUCUCUACCCCCGGCCAGGCAGGAGUUCAAUGGAGAUACUGCCUCGAGGUACCUCUGCGGGCCACGUGGUCACACGGGUGGUAGGCUGGGAUGCAGACGCAGGGCACAAUGCCUGGCUUUCCUACAGCCUCCUGGGAGCCUCCAACAAGAGUCUUUUUGCUGUGGGGCUUCACACAGGUCAAGUAACCACUGCCCGCCCAGUCCAGGACACAGAUUCGCCCAGGCAAACUCUCACUGUCUUGAUCACAGACAAUGGGGAACCCUCCCUGUCCACCACUGCAACCCUAACUGUGUCAAUAACUGAGGAAUCUCCAGAGGCUCGGGCUGAAUUCCCCUCUGGCUCUGACUCCCGGGAGCAGAAUAAAAAUCUCACCUUUUAUCUACUUCUCUCUCUAAUCUUGGUCUCCGUGGGGUUUGCAGUCACAGUCAUAGGAGUGAUCAUAUUCAAAGUUUACAAGUGGAAGCAGUCCAGGGACCUAUACCGAGGCCCUGUGAGCUCCCUGUACCGAACACCAGGGCCCUCCUUGCAUGCAGAUGCUGUGCGGGGAGGCCUGAUGCCGCCACACCUCUACCAUCAGGUGUACCUCACCACGGACUCACGCCGUAGUGACCCCCUGCUGAAGAAACCCAGUGCCUCCAGCCCUGUGGCCAGUCACCAGAACACGCUGCGGAGCUGCGAUCCUGUGUUCUAUAGGCAGGUUUUGGGAGCAGAGAGCGCCCCUCCCGGACAGGUAAGGGUUAGCAAAUCAGCCUUAAGGACAUUAAUUCUCAUUGAUGCUUGCACCAUGUUCAGGAAAGUUUAGGACCCCUUUAUAAAUGAUGAUGUUUUCCUGAUGAUGUAGCCACAUUUUCACCUGAUCCUCCCUAGAUCAAAUUUCUCCUUUGUAGACAGCUGGCGGGAGGCAGCAAUGCUCCGCAAGGUGAGAAACUGGGUUGAAAUCUGGCGGGGAGCUGCCCUUUUGUUCCUCUUUUGCCACCUGGGUUAUGUUUGUGGACAGAUCCGCUACCCAGUCCCAGAGGAGUCACAGGAAGGGACUUUUGUAGGGAAUGUCGCCCAAGAUUUCCUGCUGGAUACAGAGAGUCUGUCAGCUCGUAGGCUGCAAGUCGCUGGAGAGGUGAACCAAAGACACUUCCGUGUGGAUUUGGACAGCGGAGCUCUGCUCAUCAAGAAUCCAAUCGAUCGAGAGGCACUGUGUGGGCUUAGUGCCAGCUGCAUCGUGCCUCUGGAGUUUGUAACCGAAGGGCCUUUGGAGAUGUACCGAGCGGAGGUAGAAAUCGUAGAUGUGAAUGAUCACGCCCCCCGAUUUCCUCGGCAGCAGCUGGACUUGGAAAUUGGGGAAGCAGCUCCUCCAGGACAGCGUUUCCCCUUGGAAAAGGCUCAGGAUGCAGAUGUGGGGAGCAACUCCAUCAGCAGCUAUAGACUGAGCUCCAAUGAACACUUCGCAUUGGAUGUCAAGAAGCGCAGCGACGGCAGCCUGGUCCCAGAGCUGCUCCUGGAGAAGCCUUUGGAUCGGGAGAAACAGUCGGACUACCGCCUGGUGCUGACUGCUGUGGAUGGAGGGAACCCCCCGAGGUCGGGCACAGCAGAGCUCCGGGUGUCGGUGCUGGACGUGAACGACAACGCCCCGGCCUUCCAGCAAUCUAGCUACAGGAUUAGCGUGUUGGAGAGCGCUCCUGCCGGCAUGGUGCUCAUCCAGCUCAACGCCUCUGACCCAGACUUGGGUCCCAGUGGUAACGUCACCUUUUCUUUCAGUGGUCACACCCCUGAUCGUGUGAGAAACCUCUUUAGCUUGCACCCCACUACUGGAAAGCUUACCCUUCAGGGGCCCCUAGAUUUUGAGAGUGAGAAUUACUACGAAUUUGAUGUGCGGGCUCGUGAUGGGGGUUCUCCAGCGAUGGAGCAACAUUGUAGCCUUCGGGUGGAUCUCUUGGAUGUAAAUGACAACGCCCCCCACAUCACAGUGACCUCAGAGCUUGGUACUCUCCCAGAGAACGCAGAACCUGGCACUGUGGUGGCACUCAUCAGUGUGCAAGACCCUGACUCAGGGUCAAAUGGAGAUGUGAGCCUCCGUAUUCCUGACCACUUGCCAUUUGCCCUCAAGUCCGCCUUCAGAAACCAGUUCUCUCUCGUGACUGCUGGAACCUUAGACCGCGAGGCCAAAGCCAGCUAUGACAUCCUGGUCACUGCUUCUGAUGCUGGGAACCCUCCUCUGAGUACCCACAGGACAAUUUUCCUCAAUAUUUCAGAUGUGAAUGAUAACCCACCCUCUUUCUUCCAGAGGUCACAUGAGGUGUUUGUUCCUGAGAACAAUCGCCCAGGGGACUUGCUUUGCUCCCUUGCAGCUUCUGACCCAGACUCUGGCUUGAACGCACUUAUCUCCUACUCUCUCCUAGAGCCCAGAAACCGAGAUGUGUCAGCUUCUUCCUUCAUCUCUCUGAACCCCCAGACAGGAGCCGUUCAUGCUACUCGAUCCUUUGACUAUGAGCAAACACAGACACUGCAGUUUGAGGUACAGGCCCGGGACCGGGGCAACCCACCCCUUAGCAGCACUGUGACAGUUCGCCUAUUUGUGCUGGACCUCAAUGACAACGCUCCAGCCGUACUCCGCCCUCGGGCCCGGCCUGGUUCCUUAUGUCCCCAAGCACUGCCUCCAUCAGUUGGUGCUGGCCACCUAGUCACAAAGGUGACUGCUGUGGACUUGGAUUCAGGUUACAAUGCUUGGGUUUCCUAUCAGCUCCUGGAAGCCCCAGAUCCCAGCCUGUUUGCAGUCUCUCGCUAUGCUGGGGAGGUGCGGACAGCUGUUCCCAUCCCAGCUGAUCUCCCACCACAGAAGCUGGUCAUUGUGGUGAAGGAUAGUGGUAACCCACCACUCUCUACCUCUGUUACUCUCUUAGUGUCCUUGGAGGAAGACACUCAUCCGGUUGUCCCUGAUCUUCGAGAGUCUUCAGCUCCAAGGGAAGGAGAAUCCCGUCUGACCCUCUACUUGGCUGUGUCCCUUGUGGCAAUUUGCUUUGUCUCCUUUGGCUCCUUUGUGGCACUACUCUCUAAGUGUCUUCGUGGGGCUGCAUGCGGAGUGACCUGCUUUCCUGCUGGCACCUGUGCCUGUCUCACCCGAUCUCGAAGGAGGGAGGGGCUUCCUCCUUCCAAUGGGAUCCUCCGAAUCCAGCUAGGGUCAGAUGAUCCUAUCAAGUUUGUUGAUGUGGGCGGCCACUCUCAUGGCUGUACACCCUUGGCUUCUGCACCCACUCGGAGCGAUAGCUUCAUGAUGGUGAAGUCGCCCAGUGCACCUAUGGCAGGGGAGCCUGUUCGCCCAAGCUGCCCGCCCUCUGAUCUUCUCUAUGGGCUAGAGGUGAGACCUUUGCAGGCUCGGCCAGUGCCUGAGGGUUGUUCUGAUGCAGAUGCAUGGCUGGGCCAUGUCCCAGAGAGUAUUGGCCUCUCUGUAAGAGCCCAUAGUGAUGUGACUAUUUUUGUGAGUGGUAACUAUGUGGUGGAUGCUGUGCUUUAG
Messenger RNA from Orycteropus afer afer, 5205 nucleotides. It is a transcript of the gene PCDHGC3, whose product is annotated as protocadherin gamma subfamily C, 3. Gene Ontology annotation, biological process: homophilic cell-cell adhesion. The record is from RefSeq and is a predicted model, not a curated record. Lineage: Eukaryota; Metazoa; Chordata; Mammalia; Tubulidentata; Orycteropodidae. Gene Ontology annotation, cellular component: plasma membrane. Gene Ontology annotation, molecular function: calcium ion binding.